Molecule: messenger RNA, 3072 nt
Organism: Podospora anserina S mat+
Lineage: Eukaryota; Fungi; Ascomycota; Sordariomycetes; Sordariales; Podosporaceae
Exons: 5
Coding region: 1-3072 (1023 amino acids)
Biological process (GO): transmembrane transport
Cellular component (GO): membrane
Molecular function (GO): ATP hydrolysis activity; ABC-type transporter activity; ATP binding
Source: RefSeq, a predicted model, not a curated record
AUGAACUUCAUCGUCUCCCGGCAAGCCAUGUGGUUGGAGGCCAUUGAACGGCGUAUUUCUGCCACAUCAGCCAUGUUAUCAUCCAUGAAGGGCGUCAAGAUGUGUGGUCUCAAGGACACAUUGAUGGCCAGCAUGCAGAAGCUCCGGGUGGACGAGCUUUGCAUCUCCAAGCGGUUCCGUAAACUGAUCAUCUGGAACAUGGUGUUUGCCUAUGUGACCCAGGUCUUUGCACCCGUUCUGACGUUUGCCAUCUUUUCCGUCCGCGCACGGGAUACUGGCGAUAGGACGUUGGACACAGCGCGCGUCUUCACAGCGCUGUCACUGUUUGCCCUGCUCUCGGAGCCUUUGGCAUCCCUUGUCAUGUCCUUAGCGACGUUUCUGGGGUCCGUGGGUAGUUUCAGCCGCAUUCAAAACUUCCUCCAGUCUGAUGAGAGAGAAGAUCCCCGAAAACAGGACCCUCACAUGGUCUCGUCUGAGCACUCGCUCGAUUUGGCUUUGCCAAUCGUGGACAUGGAGAAGCCUUCGCCCCAUGCCAUUUUUAUCGAGAAAGGUGACUUUGGUUGGGAUGCUGAAAAGUCUCCUAUCCUCAGCGACAUUACCUUGACUGUGCCAUGGCGCCAGUUGACCAUGGUGGUUGGGCCGGUUGGGUGUGGCAAGUCCACUCUGCUCCAGUCCAUCUUGGGCGAGAUUCCUUCACUGUCGGGCUCUGUUCACCUUGGCUCGACCAGUGUUGCCUACUGCUCUCAAGACCCUUGGCACAUGAAUGGCACCAUUAGAGAAGCCAUUCUCGGCACCGCCAAGUAUGAUCCCAAAUGGUACGGAAGAGUUCUCCGCGCCUGUGCUCUUGGUCGUGAUCUCAAAGAGCUUCCUCACGGUGACUCCUCUCGGAUAGGAUCCGGUGGAAUCGCUCUCUCAGGUGGCCAGAGCCAACGCAUCGCCUUGGCAAGAGCGGUCUAUGCCCGCCGUGAGAUUGUCAUCUUGGAUGAUGUCCUCAGUGGUCUCGACACCUCAACCGAGAACCAUGUUUUCCACAGUCUAUUUGGUGUGAAAGGCAUCUUCACAGAGACGAAAGCUACCGUCCUGCUUGUCUCCUCUUCGGUCAAAAGACUGCCUUACGCUGCGUAUGUCGUUUGUCUUGAUUCCAGCGGCACGAUCAGUGCUCAAGGAACGUUUGACGAGCUCAACCACGCCGGCACUGGUUACGUGUCUACUUUCUCCCUGGCCUCUAGACCGGACUGGACUUUCAAGCCAGACGACGAUCACUUCAGUGAUGAUGAUGAUACCACUGAUGUUGAUCGUCCAAAGGAGCUGCAUGAGACCGACUGUGGGACUUCGGUCUCGGGCUCUUCCAGAGAGAGGAUUUCCCAUUCUCACAGUCCUGAAAGGGCUGCUUCUUCCUCGUCAGAGAUCCAGACAGUGAAUGAAGCUGACGCAAUCAACACACUGGACUCGGGGAGACAGACUGGUGAUGUGCAGAUUUAUACUUACUACAUCAAGUCUGUGGGGCUGUGGCCGACCUUGAUCUUUGUUUUGGGCAUUGUUGCGUUUGUUUUUUGUAUUUCGUUUCCGACUGUCUGGGUUCAAUGGUGGGCUGCAGAAAAUGAGAUUCGCCCCAACGAUAACCUGGGAUAUUGGAUUGGUCUUUAUGCCAUGUUUGGUGGUAUCGCCAUUGUUGGUCUCACCAUUGGCUGUUGGCAAAUGAUCAUCAAGAUGGUACCUCUGUCCGGAGAAAAGUUCCACCUGGCGCUCCUGAAGACCGUUCUGAGUGCACCCAUGUCCUUCUUUGUCAAGACAGACACAGGCGUCACCAUGAACCGCUUCAGCCAGGACUUGCAACUCAUUGACAUGGAGCUCCCCAUCGCUGCCCUCAACACAUUCACCACGUUGAUUCUUUGCAUCGCGCAGAUGGCGCUCAUCGGUGUUGGCUCCAUCUAUGCGGCCAUCUCCUUCCCCAUCGUUCUCAUCACACUCUAUCUCGUCCAGAAGUUUUACCUUCGCACAUCCCGCCAGAUCCGAUUGAUCGAUAUUGAAACCAAGGCGCCAUUGUACUCCUUAUUUGAGGAGUCUCCGCGGAAUUGCCACCAUCCGCGCUUUCGGCUGGCAAGACGCCCUCGAGAAAAAGAAUCACACCCUCCUCAACCGCUCCAUGAAACCGUUCUACCUCAUUUCAGCCAGAGCGUCAAACUUCUCGUCACAUUUUGGACAACCCUUGAGACGCAAAUUGGUUCGGUAGCUCGCAUCAAGAGCUUCACCAGCACCGCUGUCCCAUCUGAGGACCUUCCCGGCGAAGAUCAAACUCCACCACCAAACUGGCCUCAGAAGGGUGCCAUUGAGAUCAAGAAUUUCACGGCCGCGUACAACGAGGGUGACUCAGACCCUGUACUCAAGAACAUCUCUCUUUCCAUCGCUGCCGGAGAAAAGGUUGCUAUCUGCGGCCGAACAGGAAGCGGCAAGACCUGUCUUGUGUCUUCGCUCUUCCGCAUGACCGCUACUCACGCUGGCUCCAUCUGCAUUGACGGGGUGGACACGUCCACGAUUCCCCGUGAGGAUGUCCGCCGCCGGUUGGUCGGUGUCCCGCAGCAUCCUUUCCUCCUGAAAGGGUCUGUAAGACUCAACGCCGACCCUCUUGGUCAAGCCACGGAUGCACAAAUACAGACUGCACUCCAAGAGGUCAAAGUCUGGGAUAUUGUCAGCAGAUUUGGCGGACUGGAUGCCGACAUUGACAGCCUCAAUCUUUCGCAGGGGCAGAGGCAGCUGUUCUGUCUUGCUCGUGCAAUAGUGCGGCCGGGGAAUAUCCUUGUCUUGGACGAGGCCACCAGUACCUUGGACGGGAAGACAGAGGAGAUGGUUCAAAGGUUGAUUAGGAGGAAGUUUUGCGACUACACCAUCCUUGCUGUGGCGCACAGGCUGGAUACCAUUAUGGAUUUUGACAAGGUGGUUGUGCUAGAUAAGGGUAAGGUGGUCGAGUUUGAUCGUCCUUGGAAGCUGGUGGAGGAGGAAGGGGAAGGGGGCAUGUUUAAGAAGCUGUGGUUGAAGAGCGUGGAGGAGGAUAUUGAGGAUGUUCCGGAAUGA